AUGGCAUCGCCCAUGAGGAGCUUGCUCACCGACCCCGCCAGAUACCUCCAGUCUUUCCGCCUCUUCCUCGCCAAUUCAACGGAGCACCAGUGCAUGCAGGAGUUCAUUGAGCGGCAGCUGCCGGACGUGAUAGCGAGUAUUGGAAAUGGGAAGUCUACAAUCAAUGUUCUAAGCAUUGGUGGUGGAGCAGGUGAGGUUGACCUGCGGAUCCUCUCAAAAGUACAAACCAGAUAUCCAGGGGUCACCAUCAACAACGAUGUGAUAGAGCCAAGUGGUGACCAAAUCUCCAAGUACAAAGAGCGUGUGGCUAAGACUUCAAACCUCGAGAACGUAAAGUUUACCUGGCAUGAGGAGACAGCUUAUGAAUAUGAAAGUCGAAUGAAUGCAGAAAAGAAGUCUAAAAAAUGGGACUUCAUUCACAUGAUCCAGAUGCUGUAUUAUGUGAAAGAUGUCCCAGCAACUAUUAGGUAUUUCCACAGCCUCCUGGAAGCACAGGCGAAGCUCCUCAUUAUCCUGGUGUCAGGAACCAGCGGCUGGGAAACGCUGUGGAAGAAGUAUGGGUCUUCCUUCCCUUUGGAGGAUCUCUGCACUUACGUUUCCUCUGCUGACAUCAAAAGUAUACUGGAUUCAGCCGGGCUGAAGUACCAGCUCCACGAGCUCCCAUCCCACAUGGACAUAACGAGCUGCUUUAUUGAAGGGAACAAGGAUGGGGAGCUGUUGCUGGAUUUCCUGACAGAAACUUAUGAGUUUUCUAAAACCGCUCCUCCUGAAUUAAAGCGUCAGGUAAUAGAAGAGUUAAGAAAGCCUCAAUGCAGCGAACAAAGAGAUGGGAAGGUGCUUUUUAAUAACAACCUGAGUGUAAUAGUGAUUGAGCCAUGA
Messenger RNA from Charadrius vociferus (killdeer), 879 nucleotides. Its product is annotated as histamine N-methyltransferase-like. Lineage: Eukaryota; Metazoa; Chordata; Aves; Charadriiformes; Charadriidae. The record is from RefSeq and is a predicted model, not a curated record. Gene Ontology annotation, molecular function: N-methyltransferase activity. The coding region runs from base 1 to 879 and encodes 292 amino acids. The transcript is spliced from 6 exons.